Messenger RNA from Carlito syrichta (Philippine tarsier), 3178 nucleotides. RefSeq names its product arylsulfatase family member J (gene ARSJ). NCBI's taxonomy places the organism in Eukaryota, Metazoa, Chordata, Mammalia, Primates, Tarsiidae. The record is from RefSeq and is a predicted model, not a curated record. The coding region runs from base 246 to 2045 and encodes 599 amino acids. The transcript has 2 exons.
GAGGGAGUGAAAGGGGGAAUACGAUGAAGAGCGACUCCUUAUUUUUCCGAGGCCCCAUCCAUUAAGCCAGCACUUCGAAAGGAUUAAAGUGGUCGGACGUGGUGACAGCUGAGAGGAGGGGCUUUCUUUCCCGGUGGAGACCUUCCGCCUUCGGUUGGGUCUACGCAUCCCGCGUGCAUGUGGGCGCCCGCCGCGGCGCGGGGUGCGCGGUUCUGCGCGGGCGGUCUCAGCUGGGACCCGAGUGAAUGGCCCUCAGGGGCGGCGGGGGGCCUCAGCCUCCGCGGUCUCCGCAGGCCCGGGUCGGGCCUGGAAGGAUGCUGGCUAUGGGGGCGCUGGCAGGCUUCUGGGUCCUCAGCCUCCUCACCUAUGGCUACCUGUCCUGGGGCCAGAGGUUAGAGGACGAGGAGGAAGGGACCUUACUAACUCAAGCUGGAGAGAGACGAGAGCCCAUUACAACUGCCACCUCCCAGCCCCAUCUCAUUUUCAUCUUGGCGGAUGAUCAGGGAUUUAGAGAUGUGGGUUACCACGGAUCUGAGAUUAAAACGCCCACUCUUGACAAGCUCGCCGCCGAAGGAGUUAAACUGGAGAACUACUACGUCCAGCCUAUUUGCACACCGUCCAGGAGUCAGUUUAUUACUGGAAAGUAUCAGAUACACACCGGACUUCAACAUUCUAUCAUAAGACCCACUCAACCCAACUGCUUACCUCUGGACAAUGCAACCCUACCUCAAAAGCUGAAGGAGGUUGGAUAUUCAACGCAUAUGGUUGGAAAAUGGCAUUUGGGCUUUUACAAAAAAGAGUGCAUGCCCACCAAGAGAGGAUUUGAUACCUUUUUUGGUUCCCUUUUGGGAAGUGGCGAUUACUAUACACACUAUAAAUGUGACAGUCCUGGGAUGUGUGGCUAUGACUUGUACGAAAAUGACAAUGCUGCCUGGGACUAUGACAAUGGCAUCUAUUCCACACAGAUGUACACUCAGAGAGUCCAGCAAAUCUUGGCUUCCCAUAACCCCACAAAGCCUAUAUUUUUAUAUAUUGCCUACCAAGCUGUUCACUCACCACUGCAAGCCCCUGGCAGGUAUUUUGAACACUACCGAUCUAUUAUCAACAUAAACAGGCGGAGGUAUGCUGCCAUGCUUUCCUGCUUAGACGAAGCAAUCAACAAUGUGACCCUGGCUCUAAAGACAUAUGGCUUCUAUAACAACAGCAUUAUCAUUUACUCUUCAGAUAAUGGUGGCCAACCCACAGCAGGAGGAAGUAACUGGCCUCUCAGAGGUAGCAAAGGAACAUAUUGGGAAGGGGGGAUCCGGGCUGUUGGCUUUGUGCAUAGUCCACUUCUGAAAAACAAGGGGACGGUGUGUAAGGAACUUGUGCACAUCACCGACUGGUACCCCACUCUGAUUUCACUGGCUGAAGGACAGAUUGAUGAGGAUAUUCAACUAGAUGGCUAUGACAUCUGGGAGACCAUAAGUGAAGGCCUUCGUUCUCCCCGAAUGGAUAUUCUGCACAACAUUGACCCCAUUUACACCAAGGCGAAAAAUGGCUCCUGGGCAGCAGGCUAUGGGAUCUGGAACACCGCAAUCCAGUCAGCCAUCAGGGUGCAGCACUGGAAAUUGCUUACAGGAAAUCCUGGCUACAGCGAAUGGGUUCCCCCUCAGUCUUUUAGCAACCUGGGGCCAAACCGGUGGCACAAUGAACGGAUUACCUUGUCAACUGGCAAAAGUGUAUGGCUUUUCAACAUCACAGCUGACCCAUAUGAGAGGGUGGACCUAUCUCACAGGUAUCCUGGAAUCGUGAAGCAGCUUCUGCGGAGGCUCUCACAGUUCAACAAAACUGCAGUGCCAGUUAGGUAUCCCCCCAAAGACCCCAGAAGUAACCCUCGGCUCAAUGGAGGAGUCUGGGGACCAUGGUAUAAAGAGGAAAACAAGAAAAAGAAGCCAAGCAAAUGCAAGGCUGAGAAAAAGCCAAAGAAAAAUAAGAUAAAGAAGAAGAAACAGCAGAAAGCCGGCUCAGUUCCAAACUGCCAUUCAAGUGAUACUCGUGGAUAAGUACGAAUAAUUCUAGUUUGGUUAAACUUAAAUCAGUUCUUAUCUUUUGGCUGUUAUCUGGGAAAACCAGCACAUUUGGCUCAAUGAUAGCUGUGCCAUAAGCAUCAGGCUUAUUUUCAUGCUGUGCCACUCCAGAGACUUCUGCCACCUGGCCACCACAUGAAGACUGUUGCUGGUUGACAAAGGUGCUACCUCUUGUGAGCCAUGCUUAGAAGAGUAUGGUGAUGUUUAUUUCUCUUGCUUUUUUCUAAAAGGUGAUCAGUCAUGAGUUCAACUGCUGUGCUUCAGUCAAGUGACCAAACUCUAUGUUUUAAAUUAUAGGAGGGGAUUAUAACCCGCAAUCGACAAGCAUGCUAAUUUGAUGGAAUUUACAGGGUAGCAUGAGUAAAACUGCCUUUGAUAAAAUAUAGUCAAAGGUUGUAUCACCUCAAAGACCUUGAAGAAUAUAUUUUCUUAGUGAAUUUUUGUAUCUCUGUCAUAUGACACUUGGGUUUUUAAAUUCUAUUUCAUCCUUAUUCUUUCCUGUGAAAAUCAGCUGUUUUUCUCACAUGUGAACAGCUUGCACCUCAUUUUAUCACGCAUGAGGGAAUGGCAAAUAAUAAUGUUUGAGCACACUGCCAACAAUGAAUGUAACUAUUUCCUAAACACUUUAAUAGAAUAACAUGUCAGUAUAAAGUACCUAAUUUAUUUUUACAGAAAAAUAUUAAUUAUUUUGUUUUGAUAAAAAGUUAUGCAAAUGACUUAAUUAUUUUAUUUUUUAUUUUCUGCAUACCAUUAGAAGAAUUUUAUUUCAUUUUUUCAAGAUUACCAAGCACUGUAAUAUUACAAAUUACUGUAAUACUGAGUGAAUUUACUGAGACUGUAAAAAGAAAAUUAUUCAGAAAUCAUUACAAUCGUCAUUGUUCAACCUUUAUUUUGAAUGUAAUAAGAUGAAUAUAUUCCUUACAAAUUACUUGGAAGUUCAGUGUUUGUGCAGAGUUGAGAUGACUUUAUUGUUUCUAUCAUAAACUAUUUAUGUAUCUUAAUUAUUAAAAUGAUUUAUUUUAUGGCAAUAGCAAAUUGUGGUUUUUAUGAUAUAACUUUUAAAUAAAAUAAUAUUAUUCACCUUAACAAAAAGAAAUAUUUAUUAUUAG